AUAAUCGUGACAAGAUAAGGGCACGUCUGGUGAGUAGGUCACAUAACAGGCAUUACAUCGAUCGGACGAUUCGUGAUUUAUCACAAUGGAUUUCAAAUCAACCGUCAUUUUCGCUAUUUUGGCGUCUGGUGCACUUGGGAACACUUCUCACCUGUGUGACGACAUAGCACACCUGGACUGUCAAACUUACGUCCAAGGCGACACUGACGAGGAAGUGUGUGAUAACAGAAACGUUUUGUACAAUAAUUUCUGCGAGUACAGCAAAGCAAAAUGUGCCGACGACUCGAUAUCAGUUGCCUCCCUUGGUCAAUGUUAUGGCAACCGCCCUGUGGAAAUAUACACCACCAAAGAACCUUCUAUAACGACACCUUCACCAACAGCACCCUCUGUAACGACGCCUACACCAGCACCGACACUAGACCCUCUCUUAUCGAUCUUCUGUCAGAAUAAGGAUACUAUCAGUUGUGCGGCCGAUAUUGACCCCGUCUGUGCCAGCAAUGGGAGACUUUAUAUCAACAAAUGUGACUUCACCCUGGCGUUGUGUGACGACACAAGUCUGACGUUACAGGACACACACAACUGUCACCACUGAGCGAAUAUGACGUAACAACCGCGUUGAAAUAAAAAAAAGUUUGAUAAAGUUGUCAUGACAA
Molecule: messenger RNA, 653 nt
Organism: Mizuhopecten yessoensis (Yesso scallop)
Lineage: Eukaryota; Metazoa; Mollusca; Bivalvia; Pectinida; Pectinidae
Exons: 4
Coding region: 86-592 (168 amino acids)
Molecular function (GO): protein binding
Source: RefSeq, a predicted model, not a curated record